UUUCUUGUUCCCUGUUCUGUUCUGUUCUGUUCUGUUCAUGAAGUGAUGAGAAACCAAAUGGAAAGGCUUGUUGUUCUUCCCUUCUCCAUUGGCUGUGUCUCUGAAUCAAGUGUUGCUAUAGGCUCUAACUACCCCAAGAAAUCAAAACAAGAAGCUAUUCCAUCUGUAACAAGAGGACAUGUAGAAGGGGAGAGCAUAUCAGGUGAAAAAAUGAAGAACUUGUUGACUCUUCCAAAGCCUAACAUCUCAGCUGGGUUACAGAGGUUGUUAAAGAGCUUCAAGAGCUUCUCUCAUAUAUUUGUGUACAAAGAUGAGGCUGAAGAGAUGGAGAUUGGCUUUCCUACAGAUGUGAAGCAUGUUACCCACAUAGGAUGGGAUGGUUCUGGUGCAACUACCAACCCCUUGAAGGGAUGGGAUAACCUUAAAGCUCCUGAAAUGGUUUCCCUUCCUAAUAUCUCUCUAAGGCAAUUUGAGCUGGCCAUGGCUGCACAGGCUGAUAAUGCACCACCACCUCUUGUCAUUAAUUCUUCUUCUUCUUCAUCUUCUAAAGUUUCUUAAAUUAAAUGAUUACUUAAUAAUGGUGAUCAUAUAGUGAUUAUAAUGAUGAUGAUGAUGUUGUUGUUAAUGUUGUUGGGGUUGUAUCAGGAAAUGUAUAAAGUGUGGGAAAUCAUUUUUGAUAAAUUGAAAACUUCUUCUCUACUCCUUAAUGCUUCUUAAUUUGCUCAUUCCUAACUUUUAGAAACUUCCAUAAACAAUGACAAAGACUUUACAACCUCAGCUCUUCAACGCCCUUUAAUUUAUGUGGCAUGACAUGUCAAGUA
Molecule: messenger RNA, 821 nt
Organism: Telopea speciosissima
Lineage: Eukaryota; Viridiplantae; Streptophyta; Magnoliopsida; Proteales; Proteaceae
Product: CRIB domain-containing protein RIC4-like
Exons: 3
Coding region: 46-558 (170 amino acids)
Source: RefSeq, a predicted model, not a curated record